Molecule: messenger RNA, 1332 nt
Organism: Pseudomyrmex gracilis
Lineage: Eukaryota; Metazoa; Arthropoda; Insecta; Hymenoptera; Formicidae
Exons: 5
Coding region: 183-719 (178 amino acids)
Source: RefSeq, a predicted model, not a curated record
GCAUCACCAGUCGCUUGCUACCACUUUGAGUACUUAGCUAGCAGGUUGUUGUUCACCUUGGGUAAUAUCAUUGCUCUUUCGGGUAUAAAUUCUUGGAGAUAUUCGAAUUUGCUCUUACUUUGUGGUUCAACGAGAAGCAGCGCUCUUCGAUUUGCGGUAACUGCACAACGAAACACAUAAAAAUGCCGCGAUUCGAACAAACAUUUGUAUUGAUCUGUUUGCUCUCAGGAUUUGUUUAUGUUUCGGGAAUGGAUUGUUCUUUUGGAUCUAGUUCCAACUUUAUAGAAAAGACACUGAAGUCAUGUCCAGGAAUUCUUGAUUCGUCUGACGAAAGCUACUGUUGCUACGAUUGGAACCAACAUUAUCGCUGUUGUACCUUGGAGGACUUUGGCAAAAACGCUGCCACUGUUAUUAUUCCUAUUGUAAUUGGUGUGCUUAUACUCGUUGGACUGAUAGGAUGCUGCGUUUGCUGUUUAUGCUGCAAAUGCUGCCCAUGGUAUCGUCGUCGUCACCAAGGCACUGUCUAUGGCACAAUCCGGACACCUAUUAUUCAAGUAAUUGAGCAAACAAAUCUCCCGCCGAGGUAUCCUUGUAGUCAACCAGCUCAAAACCAAUACGUUCCGUUUCCAACUCAAUCAACCGGUGUGGCUGCAUCACCAAUUGUAAACGAAGAGUAUGCCAAACAGGCCCCAUACAAUCCUACUUACACAGCACAAUAAGUGAUCUAAAUUUUAGUUUUGUGUAAUAACGAUAAACGUGAACUUUAGUGAUAAGUUUGUUAUCUUCUUCUUAUCUUCGUCCGGAGGAUAAGUGUCAGGAUUUUUAUCAGUGUAUUAUAAUACAGCGAAGAAUUAUAUAUCACACUUCAACCUGCCAUCAUUUAUAACAAUUACGACGCGCGUAUACAAGUCACAUAAAUGAUUACAAGCUAUUGUAUCAAAAUCUAUUAAUUAGAGAUACUCGCGAAAUCCUUUAUGCGAUUUCGUCUUAUACACAUCUGUGAAAGCGAUUUUCUAUCAGGCUAUAUAGAUGGUCGCAGAAAAAUUUGCAAGAAGAAAUUGCGCGACGGAGUCUCCAUAUUUCGAUCUUCCUAGAAAAAAUACAAUGUAUCGUACUUUUAUUAUAUACAUUUACAUAUGUUUGUUAGUAAAUAUUUUUCUUCUCAACUGUUUUGUACAAAUAAAUUCUACAUUAUAACAAACGGAAUAAAAAUACUCUUGAUGAAACGUGAAUUAAAAAAAAGAGUGUGAAUGUAAAUAUAUAUAUAUAUAUAAUAUAUAUAUAUUAUUCUAUCGAUGCAAUGUUAUAUAGUACUGAAGUAUGUCAUUGUUA